UUGUCUUAGCCAAUCAAUGCAGAAGGUGUGUGCAGAAGGAGCAGUUUGUGGCCAAUUGAAAUGCAGAGUAGGCAGAGUUCCAGGCUGCAUGACGUCACCCUAUUCAGUCUGCCCCUUUUCUCCUGAGAAGCUAUGUUAAUUUGCAGCCUGCAUUAAAAGUCCUAGAGGGAGAUUAUUCAUUGGAUUAGUUUAGAGGUGAAAGCAGUGACCCCAAAACUUUCUUGAUACCUUCCCCAAUUUCUACUGGCCAAGCCACAGCUUAAACCUUUUUCACUGUAAUCCACCCCCAUCCUUUCCCUUCUUUCCUACAGCCUAAAUCCUUACACAUCCCAUUUCCUUCCUCCCUUUGUAUUUUUACCAUCCCUGAUAUUUUUUUCAUCCCUACAGUGGGGGAGGGUGAUAUUAAGAGAGUAAAUAGCAAUAAGGCUAACUGGGAGGGUAUCCACUACAAACAAGAGGUUUUUGGUCACAAAAGCAUCACAUUCUGCAGUCUCUGCUUUAAUUAAUGGGAUUUUGAGACCCCCACCCCCACCACCUCCUCCCUCUGUUCUGUCUUCGUCUCUCUCUUUCUUUCUCAGUGUGACAGACACAGCCUUCAGGGACAUAAUGGCUGGGGGAUCUCUACACCAGAAUACUCCUUACCCACCUUCACAGCAACAAUCCCCACAGAUGGAGACAGAAGCUACUGACUCGAGAAAACGACCAUUAGAAACCCCAACAGAGGCUACAAGCACCAAGAGGUCCAACACUGCAGAGGAUGGUGAGCUGUUCCUGAAAGUGCUUAUCCCAAGUUAUGCAGCUGGUUCCAUUAUUGGGAAAGGGGGUCAGACAAUUGUCCAGCUGCAGCGAGAGACAGGAGCUACAAUAAAACUGUCAAAGUCCAAGGAUUUUUAUCCAGGAACAACUGAACGUGUAUGCCUGGUACAAGGGUCAGCAGAAGCCUUGCUUUCUGUGCACAACUUUAUUGCAGAGAAGGUGCGUGAGGUACCCCAAGGUGCACCAAAAAAUGACUUGGGAGUUCUUUUGCCUCCUCAAUCAACCAUCAAUGCAGAGCGUGCAAAACAGGCAAAACUUAUUGUUCCAAAUACAACAGCAGGACUAAUUAUUGGCAAGGGUGGUGCCACUGUCCGCAACAUUAUGGAGGAAUCAGGGGCCUGGGUUCAGCUCUCCCAAAAGCCUGCAGGAUCCAAUCUACAUGAGCGAGUAGUGACAGUGAGUGGAGAGCCUAGUCAAGUCCAGAAGGCAAUACACAGUAUUAUCCACAAAUCCCGUGAAGACCCACCACAAGGAACCACCCACCUUAACAUAAGUUACAUCAACACACAGGGUCCAGUGGCCAACUCAAACCCUACUGGCUCACCUUAUGCUGGUGGAGCAGCAGAACCAGUGCUUACUCCCUUUCAACCAGCUCCACCAGCUCCACCAGCCAUCUCAGGAGGAGACCUACUAGCCAUUUCUGCAGCCCUAAAUACUCUAGCCAGCUAUGGUUACAGUACAGGGAUGGGCUACAAUCCUCUAGUAGGAGGAGUCCAUCCAGCUGCCGUUAAUCUUCUUGCUUCUUACACAGGAGAAGCUGGUCCAUCUUUGGGACUGGGAGGGGGAGGGAUCCUUCUGGAGAAGAUGGGGGCUGAAAGUGUGACGGGUAAAGAAACCCUAGAAAUGGCUGUUCCUGAGACACUAGUAGGUGCAAUCUUGGGAAAGGGUGGCAAGACAUUGGUUGAAUACCAGGAGCUAACAGGUGCUCGUAUCCAAAUCUCCAAAAAAGGAGAGUUUGUACCAGGGACAAGGAGUCGAAAGGUUACCAUCACAGGGCCCCCAGGGGCUACACAGGCAGCACAAUAUUUAAUUGGUCAGAGGGUGGCAUAUGAGCAAGGGGUGAGGUCUAGCAAUCCCCAAAAGGUUGGGUAGAAUUAUAUUUAGUUUGACAAGAGAGAAUGUUGAGUGUGAGGGUGAUGGAAAUUCUGGGUCUAAAAACUGCAAGAACCUGCAAUGUGAAAAAGAAGGCCAGAUUAUUGAAUGGUUCUGUGUAGAAUGUAGAUGUGUAUGUUUACAUGUCUGUGUGAGUGUGGAUGUGUGUGUGUGUUGACAAUUCUGAGCCUUGAACUUUCCAUGACAGAAUGGCUGGUAAAUAGCAUGGCACUAUUUAAGUUUACUCAGCCUGGCUCCUUCAUGCAAAAGUAAUUCUUUUUACCCAAAAAUGUGAACAUUUUGAUUUUAAAACAGAAAAGCAAUGUGAAUAGGUUUUGUAAAAAAUGUGUUGAAUGCCCCAGUAAAAAUGGGUGUCACAUAAACACUGAUAGUUUAGGAUAGCAAUAUACCAGACACAGUGGACAAUUGAACAUGGCUUUAUUACAUUUGUGUUCAAAUGGGAACAUGAUAUUCUCAUCCUUAAAUCUAAGUGAUAUAACAAAACAACUGGAACAGGCUCCCCAUCACCACUGUGGCUUGAAUGAGCAUAGUAGGCCUGUCACUAUGUAUCUUUAUCUCAGUUCAGCAUUUUUCUUUUUUUGCAAACAGAGUGGGCAAGGGUGUCCAUUUAAAUAUUUGGUUAAAUGAACAAGACCUAUGCACUGGCAUAGGUGAAACUUGCCCUUUAACUAAAAACUAGUGAUGGGUAAAAACGCAGUAAUAAUAUAUAUGCUUAUUCAUUCAGUCAGGGCCUUGUUCCAUACAUAGUGCUAAAGUGAUCUAGACAAAUCGGUCAUGUGAAGCCAAUUGUCCUACUCGGGAUGAUGCCGUGACCCUUCUAGUAAAGCUGUGUAAACCUAUUUCUUCUGUGCAUGUCUGGUCCCUAUAUUAUCAUUAAUGUUAAAUGUAAAAUACUAUAAUAUAUACUAUAGCAUACUAAAUACAUAAUGACCCUUAAUACCAUUUCUUGUUCCCUUAAAAUUGUGCCAAAAUGUUUAACAUAAAUAUGUAGUGCCAAAACGUAGUAUUAUCUGCAUUAAUAUGAUCUUCAGAAUUUAGAUAGGAUACAGAUUUUCUUUUUCAUUUUACUUGUUUAAUGCAAUACAUCCAACACUGUGGGGGUUUUGAAAUGUUAGAUUCUUAAAUUAAAUUCCAGUAAGACUGACCAAGCUUUUACUUGAUGGGCGAUAACAAAACCUCACAAAAAUAAAAUAUCCAUGAUGUAAAUUUUUUGGGUAUAUUUACAGCCAAAAUGUUAAAAUAAGCAUAAUGGAUGCUUUAUAAAGUAUUCUAGGUAAAAUGUAUGGACUAUACUCAGGUCUAUCUGGCUUUGACAGCACAUUUAAUACCAUAUUAGGUAAUGAUCCUUAGUAAGACCUACCCAAACACUGCCACUCCUAACCAAACUCUGUAUUCCUCUAUAGGAGAAGAGCAAGCAGACUGUAUAUUGAAUGUGCCAAACUCUCUCUGCUUUAUACAGGUUCAGAUAUCUAUGAACAAUGUGGCAUGUGUGUAAUUAAACAUAUAUAUAUGUAUAGAUUCUCUCUUUUUGUAUAGCUAGAGUAUGUAUUUAUAUUACAUGUAUGUAUGUAUGUAUGCAGGUGUGUGUGUGUGUGUGUAUGUAUAUAUAUUAUAUAAAUGCACGCACUCACUCAAAUACAUAAACAUGCAGCAUUUAUUCAAAUAUACAAACUUUUCUAUACCAGUAGAGAAAAACAAAGUGUGUCGUAUAUAAUAUUUCUUAUAAAUAUUUUUUCUCUAUUGACAAGCACCCUGUGAGUGUACGCAGAAUAUUUCAGAAAAACUGUAAUUAAGCCAGUUUUGGUCAAAUUAUGUAAAAUGAUAUACCUGUACUUUAGAGGCACUCCUCAGGGUUAUACAUACAUACUGUUUGAGAUUUUAACACACACAGAGGGAUCUCGUAAUUAAAUGCACAAACUAAUAGACACGCAGGAAUCUAACAAGAUAUAUCAUAUAUUGAAACAUAUAUGUAUACACAGAAUAUAUGAAAACACAUGUUGUAUUUAUAGGCACCUUCACAACUAUUUAUACACAUGUGUUGUAUGCUUGUAUACAAACACACAGUAAUUCCUGCUAGUUCCUUGCAGGUAAGCCAUCGCUGGACAAGAAAAAUGAGACAAAUAAAAUAUUAAAGUCUGGACCAGGGAUUUUUUUUAUUGUCCACUUACUGGAGAUUGCUCUGUGAAUUUGUAGCCGAUUAUAAAUAUUUGGCUGAUUAUAAAUAUUUCUUGAUCCCU
Molecule: messenger RNA, 4166 nt
Organism: Xenopus laevis (African clawed frog)
Lineage: Eukaryota; Metazoa; Chordata; Amphibia; Anura; Pipidae
Gene: nova2.L
Product: neuro-oncological ventral antigen 2 L homeolog
Exons: 4
Coding region: 607-1908 (433 amino acids)
Cellular component (GO): nucleus
Molecular function (GO): RNA binding; nucleic acid binding
Source: RefSeq, a predicted model, not a curated record